Messenger RNA from Vicia villosa (hairy vetch), 827 nucleotides. RefSeq names its product large ribosomal subunit protein uL5-like. The coding region runs from base 150 to 692 and encodes 180 amino acids. Lineage: Eukaryota; Viridiplantae; Streptophyta; Magnoliopsida; Fabales; Fabaceae. Gene Ontology annotation, molecular function: structural constituent of ribosome; RNA binding. Gene Ontology annotation, cellular component: ribosome; cytosolic large ribosomal subunit. The transcript is spliced from 5 exons. Gene Ontology annotation, biological process: translation. The record is from RefSeq and is a predicted model, not a curated record.
UGAAAGCUAAAAAAGUAAAAACCCUAGCAUCCAUCUCUAAUCAAACCUUUGAUAUCAGUGAGCGAGUGUUACCGCCUCACUCUUCCACCACUCGCGCCGUUCCCAAUUCUUCCAUCUCUCUCACAAGAAUCCCAAUUUCAAUCUUCCAAAUGGCCGCAGAGAAGAAGCUGUCGAAUCCAAUGCGGGAUAUCAAAGUGCAGAAACUUGUCCUCAACAUCUCUGUUGGUGAAAGUGGAGAUCGUCUCACCAGAGCUGCCAAGGUUCUUGAACAGCUUAGUGGUCAAACGCCUGUUUUCUCCAAAGCUAGGUACACCGUCCGAUCCUUCGGUAUUAGAAGGAAUGAAAAGAUUGCAUGCUACGUCACUGUUAGAGGCGACAAGGCAAUGCAGCUUUUGGAGAGCGGGUUGAAGGUGAAGGAAUAUGAACUUUUGAGGAGAAAUUUCAGUGAUACCGGAUGUUUUGGCUUCGGUAUUCAAGAACACAUUGACUUGGGAAUCAAGUAUGAUCCUUCUACUGGCAUUUACGGAAUGGAUUUCUUUGUUGUGUUGGAGCGCCCUGGUUACCGAGUUGGACGUCGUCGCCGUUGCAAGGCACGUGUUGGAAUCCAACACCGUGUGACAAAGGAGGAUUCAAUGAAAUGGUUUCAAGUGAAAUAUGAAGGUGUGAUCCUUAACAAGUCCCAUGCAAUUUAAGUCUGGAUCGUACCAUUUUUAUCCUUGAGUUUUAGAUUUUGUUGAGUGUAGUUUGAUAUUUAAUGAAUCGGUAGUUUUAAACUUCUUCAUUGGUAUGGAUACUACUUUUACAAGUUAUGUAAGCUUUUUGUUUAA